AUGCUUCUGAUCAAUUUCUUAUGCUGGUUGCUCAUAGUAGUAGAUGUCUAUGCAGUCCAUGGCGGAGUAGGCCUUGAAAUUUGCAAAGAAGAAAGAUGUAAACCGGACGGCCCAGCCAUCCGAUUCCCAUUUCGACUUAAAGGUAAGCAGUCAAUUUAUUGUGGUUACCAUGGCUUUGAUCUAUCAUGCACUAACGACAACCAGACUCUGCUCGAGAUGCCAUCUUCAUCUAACAACCUCUUCGUUGAAAAGAUUAAGUACACAUCUCAGGAGAUUGAAAUAUCUUAUGUUAAUUACCCAGGAAAUAUUUUAAACUUCAGUUUAUCUUCUUCUCCCUUACAAUUUGUACCUGGACACAAUUACUAUAAUUAUACCCUAUUUAGCUGUUCAUAUCCAAGGGAAACGUAUGCAUACACAAGCUUUUGUAUGAUGCAAUGGAGCCCUUCCGACCUUGACAAUCCUGAAAACGGUAUAUAUGCUGUCAACACUCAAUGUUCUGUUGAUAGACUGCCCCUAGAGUCUUGUACCAAGCUGCACGACUAUACAUCAAUUCCAGACAUAUCAUCAAACUUUGGAAUGAACAAAAUUACGAAGUUGCACUGGUCCAAACCAUCAUGUCGACAUUGCAAAGAGAUGGGCAAGGCAUGUAGAUCAAAGAUUAGCAACUAUAGUCUUGCACAAGUUCAGACUGCAGAAAGCGAAUGUUUAGAUUUCCCUGAAGGUAUCAUUUAA
This is a messenger RNA of Prunus armeniaca (apricot), 732 nucleotides long. The record is from the annotation of a GenBank genome assembly. NCBI's taxonomy places the organism in Eukaryota, Viridiplantae, Streptophyta, Magnoliopsida, Rosales, Rosaceae.